Messenger RNA from Eucalyptus grandis, 1480 nucleotides. RefSeq names its product protein STRICTOSIDINE SYNTHASE-LIKE 4-like. The coding region runs from base 147 to 1241 and encodes 364 amino acids. Gene Ontology annotation, biological process: biosynthetic process. Lineage: Eukaryota; Viridiplantae; Streptophyta; Magnoliopsida; Myrtales; Myrtaceae. Gene Ontology annotation, molecular function: strictosidine synthase activity. The record is from RefSeq and is a predicted model, not a curated record. The transcript is spliced from 6 exons.
UAAUAAUUGAACAAUUUUCUUCAUCUCCGCCGAAAACUCAGACCCGUCUUCUAUUACGGUUCUCUCACAAUAAGUGGACUUGUAUUCCCGUCAAAAACAUUUCUUCUUCUAGAUUUCAUCCUUGUCACUCUUUCCCUCUUAUCACAAUGGCUCUAUUCGGCUUCUUGAGCCGCUUUUUGCCACCAUUCUCGGGCUUCGUUUUGGCUUGUGUCCUCGCCGUAGUGCUUCAAAUCUUUAUCUUUUCGCCGAUAUCUCCCGACUUGCUCCAUUUACCGCAACCAUCGUCUUUAGCUUCUCUUCCCACAAACACCAACUUGCAGGGUGUGGGUAAAGUUGGAGAGGGUGUAGUGAAAGACCCAGAGGACGUAUUGGUAGACGAAAAUGGCGUGCUCCACACUGCGACUAGAGAUGGUUGGAUCAAGAGGUUGCACCGAGACGGGUCCUGGGAAAAUUGGACCAUGUUGAACAGUCAGACCCUUCUGGGGAUUACAGCGACCAGGAGAGGUGGUAUCAUUGUGUGUGAUGCUGAAAAGGGCUUGAUCUGGGUCGAUGAAGAUGGUCAUCCGAAGGUCCUCUUAUCGCAUGUUAAUGGAUCUGAAUUAAGAUUCGCAGACGACGUCAUUGAAGCAUUAGACGGGAGUCUAUAUUUCAGCGUAGCCAGCACCAAGUUCUCCCUCCACAAUUGGUACUUGGAUGUCCUCGAGGCGAAACCUCAUGGCCAGCUUCUCAAAUUCAACCCUUCAUCGUCACAAACUUCCAUUGUUCUUGAUGACUUGUGCUUCGCCAAUGGUGUUGCUCUCUCUAGGGAUGAAGAUUUUCUCAUUGUCUGUGAGACUUGGAAAUUUAGGUGUUUAAGGUAUUGGCUGAAGGGAGAUGAGGCAGGGAAAACAGAGAUUUUCAUUGACAAUCUUCCGGGCGGCCCUGACAACAUCAAUCUUGCCCCCGACGGAUCUUUUUGGAUUGCCCUAUUGCAGGUGACAUCUGAAGGGUGGGAAUUCGUGCACACCUCCAAGGCAGCCAAGCACUUGAUAGCAACGUACCCAAGUAUGAUCAAGAAAGUGAAUGGAGCGUACAGAAAAGCAAGCGUUUUGCAUGUGGGAGCUGAUGGCAAAAUAAUCGAGAAGCUUGACGAUCCUGACGGGAAAGUCAACUCCUUUGUUACCUCAGCAUUCGAGUUUGAGGGACAUCUUUACCUGGGAAGUCUCAACGCCAACUUCAUUGGAAAAUUGCCCCUCAUCUGAUGAUCUUACCUAAUGUAACGUUCACUUCAAUUGGCAUCUCAUGCAAUACCAGUUCGCCAAUCUCGGUAGAGGCGAGUAUUUCACAAGGAGGCAGCUGAGCUUACAUGUAUCAUGGCAUCAUUUGCUUCACGGUUCUGAAUUAUAGAACUUCGAUGCUUCCAGGAGGCAGAUUCAAGAAAUUGUAGAAUAGACUGUAUUUCUCUGAUGGUUAAGCAUUUAGCAAACUAUUUUUAGAAAAA